Molecule: messenger RNA, 3055 nt
Organism: Hippocampus zosterae (dwarf seahorse)
Lineage: Eukaryota; Metazoa; Chordata; Actinopteri; Syngnathiformes; Syngnathidae
Gene: sox14
Product: SRY-box transcription factor 14
Exons: 1
Coding region: 579-1355 (258 amino acids)
Biological process (GO): positive regulation of transcription by RNA polymerase II; negative regulation of transcription by RNA polymerase II; cell differentiation
Molecular function (GO): DNA-binding transcription factor activity, RNA polymerase II-specific; RNA polymerase II cis-regulatory region sequence-specific DNA binding
Source: RefSeq, a predicted model, not a curated record
CAAGCCCUGCCUUUGAACUCGGCCGCUUUUGGCGCGAUCCGCGGCGCUUCGCGCGCUCAUUUGCAAGGCGCGCCAGGUGGUGCAGCUCGACGGAGAAAGCCACCAAGCGCACCGACGAGCGGCAAACAACAACAACCAAAAAAAAGAAGAAGAAGAAGAAGACUCGGAAGAAGAGGAAGAGCGAGAGAGGGGAGAGAGUUAGAGAGAAAGAAGGACAGAAGGGAGGAAGGAGACUUUGUUGCGUUGCCCUUUUCUUGUGGAUUCUGCUUCUUUUCUUCCCACGUGCAUGCUCGCGUCGGUGGACUUUUUGUGCGCGCGCGCUCCUCUCCUUGGAUGUCGACUGCCUUUUUUGCACUUUUGCCCCCUUUUUGUUCGCCAGCCGAGCGAGACGCGCGGCAUGCCUGCAGCUGCCUCGCAUUUUCCCAGCAGCAGGUGAACUCCACAUAGCAACUUUUUCUUUUUUCUUUUUUUUUCUUUUGCCCCUUCGUCCUCGCCCUCCCUCAUCCGCCCGCCGGCGCUUCCGCCCCCCUUCCCCCUCCCGUAACUUUGGCUCCCGCCGGCACUCGCGCCAGGCAGCCAUGUCCAAGCCGGCCGACCAUAUCAAGAGACCCAUGAACGCCUUCAUGGUGUGGUCCCGGGGCCAGCGUCGGAAGAUGGCCCAGGAGAACCCCAAAAUGCACAACUCGGAGAUCAGCAAGCGUCUGGGCGCCGAGUGGAAGCUGCUGUCCGAGGCCGAGAAGCGGCCGUACAUCGACGAGGCCAAGCGGCUGCGGGCGCAGCACAUGAAGGAGCACCCGGACUACAAGUACCGGCCGCGGCGCAAGCCCAAGAACCUGCUCAAGAAGGACCGCUACGUGUUCCCGCUGCCCUACCUGGGCGACACGGAGCAGCUGAAGGGCUUGCCGCUGCCGUCGGACGCGCUGCUGGGCCCCACGGAGAAGUCGGCGGCGGCGGCGGCUGCGGCCGCGGCGGCCGCGCGCGCCUUCCUGCCGCCGACCUCCGUGUCGCCCUACUCGUCCUUCCUGGACGCGGCGGCGGCGGGCUUCGGCCAGAAGAUGGGCGACGUGCCGCACGCCCUGGCCGCCGCCGCCGCCGCCGGCGUGCCCUACUCGUCGCUGGGCUACCAGGGCGCGGGCGCCUUCGGGGCGCUGGGCGGCUGCGGGCCCGCGCAGCACCCGCAGCACCCGCACACGCACACCCACCCGUCGCCCACGAACCCGGGCUACGUGGUGCCGUGUAACUGCAGCGCCUGGUCCGCGUCCAGCUUGCAGCCGCCCGUGGCCUACAUCCUCUUUCCAGGUAUGAGCAAGACUGGGAUUGACCCCUACUCGUCCGCGCACGCCGCUGCCAUGUGAGCGCGCGCGUGUUCGAGGUUCAAAACCGCGGCGGGGGCGGCGGCGGCGGCGGCAACGAAAAGCAAGACUUGACUCCUUUUGCAUGUACAGAAGAGAAAGGACUUUUUUUCCCGCUUGCGCGAGGAUUGUAAGAAAAUGUAAAUGUUUAUACGGCAGCCCCCCCCCCCCCCGCGAGAAGAAAAACGAAGAGAACACAAUAAGGAGGCCUUUAACUUUAUUUAUUGUGUGCAUUUCAAUGCUGAUUUGUUACUGAUCAACUGUUCUUAUUGUUCUCACCCCCCCAACCCCCCCACCUACCCCCUCGAUUGGCGCAUACGGGUUCUAUCCGCGACGUCUCGAAAGGCGAAAUGCUUUCGCUUCGCAUUUGAUUCCCUUGUAUUUUCGAAUUUAAUUUCAAUGUGUAUUUUCUAAUGAAGGAACAACAAAAAAAAAGUCACCAAAAGAUCUAAUGUCAUGUAUCUAUAGAAGAUUGACGCCUCUUUGUUAACACCGGCAAAGAGAAGAAGCCAAUAAAAAAAAAGACAAUCUGUCUCAUUUCAUGCUUUUAGCGCACAAUUCUUCAACCAAGGCGCGAAAUUUAAAACAAGCUCGGAAGCUGCUCCCCCCCCCACCCCUCUCCACGUUUUUUUUCUUGCUUGUUUCUUUCUUUUUCUUCUUCUUCAAUUUUUUUUUUCAAUUUGGAACUUUCUGGAGAACCGGGACGAGCCGAGGCCUCCCGGGAUUGAAGCCGCCCGUCGGACCCGUUUAACGGCUUCGUGGCCUCGCAAGGGGGGGAGCCGAGCCCCGGAGCGAUCUGGAGCUGGAUUAAAAAAAAAAAAAUCCAAACCUCAAACGCAAAUCCAAACAUCAAAACAUCGUCUUGCGCUUACUUGUCUGCAACUUUGACAACUCCAAAAAGAAAAGAAAAAAAAGUGGCACCCUCAAAAAAAAGAAGAAAAGAAGCGAUCACGUGUUUGAACACGCGCGCUGCCUUAAGACAAAAGACGCACGCAGGAAUUUACUUCUUGUGUGUGCGCGCGUGCGCGUAUCAACCGGGAGGCUUGGAAGCGUGUGUGUGUGUGUGUGUGUGCGCGUGCGCGUCUUUUCUAAUUAAGAAUUUCAUUUUGCACGUGCAAAUUGUUGACUUUAUCUGGCCAGAACAUGUGCUGCACACGAGUGGAGGUGCAAUCUAGCCCUGCCUGGAGGGGGUGGGAAGGGGGGGGGGCAUUUUGCCACACACAGCUUGUAAAUGAGGAUACUUGAAGUUGGACACCUCCAAAAAUUGGAGAGGGUGGUGGUGGUGGGGGGGGGGGGUUGAGUUGUGCGAAGCUGGAAUUUUUGGUUGUGUUUCUAUGCAGUCGUUUUCAUGAAGCGCUAUUUGUCGACAUUUAUGAGCACAAUCGUUGCCUUAUUUUUGUGGCAUUAUUGAUUUUUUGGGGGGCGGGGGUUACUUUUAUUCUGCAUGCAGGGUUGCGUGGCAUCGUUUUUUUUCUUUUGGGGGGGCGUGGGUCGUUUUUAAAAAAAUAUAUAUUAUGAAGUAACAUUAUUUCAGGUUAUUUUAAUGACGUACAUUCGGGAUUUGUUGCAGUGUGGUUUUAUUUUUAGUUUUUAUAACGCCAACUGUCAGACGUAAUUUAUUGUUGAGGCUCUUAUUGGCAUGCUCAGUUUGGAUUCAUAUAUAAUAUAUUUUUAUGCAACGUUAAUGUUUACAUUCAUGACAA